Messenger RNA from Erpetoichthys calabaricus (reedfish), 2736 nucleotides. Its product is annotated as leucine-rich repeat-containing protein 49-like. Lineage: Eukaryota; Metazoa; Chordata; Cladistia; Polypteriformes; Polypteridae. Gene Ontology annotation, molecular function: U2 snRNA binding; protein binding. Gene Ontology annotation, biological process: mRNA splicing, via spliceosome. The record is from RefSeq and is a predicted model, not a curated record. Bases 350 to 1753 code for a protein of 467 amino acids. The transcript has 10 exons.
UAAUAGUACGCGGUUGCCAAGGAAAUGAGAGCAGCGCUAGAAAGCAGGUUACGAGCGCUGAGUAAUGUACAAUGUGUUCUAAACGUACGAUAGUGUUGGUGGAUACAAUGCUGAGCUACGACAUGGUAGACGCUGGUUAACAUUAAAUCAGCAACAUCGGAAUUAUUGGAUAAAGACUAAAUCAACAAUUUAUGCAGAGCGAAAAUAGGUACCAUUCAUUAAAUGGAUCUUAUCUGAAGCAGCAUUUGCAAAAUACAUAAUUAUUUUAUGUGGUACAAUAUAUCUGUUGGAAUUACACGAGGACAUUGACUUAUCAUCACGUAACUUCUUCGUCACUUGAUCUGCUGGCAUGUUGCAGGGCAAGUACAGCAGAGGUAAAGUGGUCGCUCACCGGAGAGAUAUCAACUGUCUGCCCGGCCUCCAGCAUUUGCUCCUCAGCUGCAACAACAUCACAAGUUUGGACGACAUUGCUUGUUUGGCCGAUUCCUCACCACUCUCUGAAGUUACUCUGGAUGGAACUCCCCUUGUCAUAGAGUCAUGUUACAAGCAGAAUAUCCCUCGUUAUAUGGUGCAAUUACGACAGUUGGAUAUGAAGAAAAUAACAGAGGAAGAAAGGCGUACAACAUCAGCACUUGCAAGAAAAGAGGAAGAGAAAAAAAGGGAGAGUCAUAAGCAGGCAAUUCAAAAGGAGAAAAGAAAGUUAGCAAUCAAAAAUGCAGCUCAGCUAUGGGAUUCUCAUUUGCAGAAGUCUGACUCUGCCAGUAGGGUCUGUCUAGUGAUCCCAGUACAGAAUGAAAGUAAAGAGGAGAUCAACUUUGAAGAUGGCUCUGAACAGAACAAAAGGUUGGAACAUGAGCCAGAUGAGCUCAGGCCCCUUGAACCUGAAGGAGGAACUGGAGCACAGUGCCUGUCUGUCUCGGAUUCACACCUAGCAGAACUUGAUGGUAAUACUUUGCGACUUUUUGGUACUGGUGCUCUAGAUGCUUUGGAAAGAGGCUGGGGACUGCACACUGCCUCCGUUGUGAGCACUAUCUCCUUUUACUACAUUGACUAUGAACUCAUUGCAGCAAUUUUGUCCAGGAUACGCAUCAAAUUCCCUAAUGUUGUGCAUUUGGUCUUCUCUGACUCUAACAUUUAUCAGCUACAUCAGUUGGCUGCCCUGGCUCAUGUCCGCAGACUCGAUCAUCUGACUAUCCAUCCCCAAGGAAAUCCAGUGGUCAGGUUAACACUUUGGAAGUCCUAUGUCCUUUUUAGACUGAGCCACCUCAAACUGCAGAGGAUUAAUGAUCAAGAGGUUACACUAAAUGAUUUAGUGAUGGCUGAGAAGCUGUUUGGAACUUUGGCUAACAUUGCAGAAACCGAAACAUCUCAUCAUCGCCUACUGCUGCUGCUUGGGGAAUCCAGCAGAAAGCGUCAACUGCAGUUCUUUCUGGAAGGCCGGGGUCGAACAGGACUGAGUCCAGAAAGCAUCCGUGAAAAUGGAAAGUUGCCUGGGGAAGGCCUUGGCCGGGCAUUACUCACCUACCCAAGUAGAGAUGCUGCCAAAAAUGAGGAGAAUGCUCACGCUCAGCUAAGCCAUCAUUAUGUGAAAAUGCUACUGCAGGAGGCGGUGGCUGUCAACCAGAAAAUGGACACGCUGCACAAGCAAUGGCCCUUAUUGUUCAUGGAACUGGUCCGGGACAGUGUGAUGGAAAUGAGGGACAAGUCGGCUUUCAGAAGAGUCUGUCUUCAAAGAAUUGCUGAGACCAAAUAAGGAACAUUCAAAUUCAUUCCUUUAUAUUUUUUCUUGAGCCAUUAAAAAUGUAAUGCAAAUGUGCCACCUUUUAUAAAACUUCAUCAUCUUGAAACCCGUUUGCACGCUGCUACACCAGCUGGCUGUAGAUCACCCUGCACAACUCCUCAGCAAGAAAUGCAAAUAAAUGUCAAGGACUGCAUUACGUGAGCCUUCUACUUACAAGGAUUUUGUCUUCUGUAACCACAUCUGACAUUGAAUUUGUUGUGACACGAGUAUAGCGUGUCUUCCGUUUCAGAGAUCUGAUACCAAGUAGCAAUCCGGAGUGUUGUUAUUAAAUAUUAAUUCUGAGAAGAAAGGGUUUUGUGCAGCGAAAUAGGUUCAAAUAUCGCUGGAAAAAAGGAUGUUAGUGUAUGAUAUGUUACAGUGCCUUGCCAACGUAGAAUGAUCCUAGUUAUUUCCAAGUUUACUUUGCAAAACAACUUUUAGUCAACAUGCUGUUUGGUUUUAAAAAUGUUGGAGAUUUUUGUUUUGCUUUGAAAUGCUUGUUAAUCUAUUUAUCCAGAGCCCUGCAGAAAAUUAGCCGUUACUCACUGAAACCACGUAACCUGACACUCUGUGAGUGUCACCAGCAGCAGGUUUGGGGGUCAUGACCUCCCAAAGUCGAAGUGAUGCACUUGAUCACCCAGUUUGUUUCUUAGAUGACGUGACCCUGAUGUAUUCUUGGUGUUUUCACUGUGGUUGCUGGGGUAUACACUGGGAAAGUUAACCCAAUGGUACCUUCCUCCAUGUGCUUGUAAACGUGUCCUGCAAUAGAUGGAUAAAGCUGAUGUUGCAUCGCGCAACUUCUAGUUGUUGGGUAUGUCAGACUUGCCUACUGACGUUGCUGAGCUUUGUCUGGGAUCGCUGGCCAUGUCGCAUCUAGUCUGUGUGAUGACCUUCCUGCAAAGCGCAGCUCCUUUUUGUGACAGCCAAUAAAUGACAGUACCAGUGUUGUACAAAAA